Messenger RNA from Aureobasidium melanogenum CBS 110374, 543 nucleotides. RefSeq lists its product as uncharacterized. The coding region runs from base 1 to 543 and encodes 180 amino acids. The transcript has a single exon. Lineage: Eukaryota; Fungi; Ascomycota; Dothideomycetes; Dothideales; Saccotheciaceae. The record is from RefSeq and is a predicted model, not a curated record.
AUGGUUUCAUUUCACUACACACGCAAAGACAAGGAGUCCCAUCUUCCACAUUCUCACGCCUUUGGCUUGAUAAAACAUACACGUCGACACUCGCACCCAACAGCAUCGCGACAAUCUUCACACACCUCGUUGCACACUCAACCCGAAACUGCAGACCUAGACACCUACACCUCAAACAUGCGCACCUGGACUCUAAACCUCUUCCACACCGCCUUCCCUACAGUCCCCCACCGCCUCUCCAGACACCAAUACUCCUAUACAACAUUCUCGCAUACACCUACGAUUGUAUCGCCUCUAUAUCCUAAAGAUUCUUUAUUGUACAGCAGCAUCACACCGCGAAGUGUUGAGGCUGAUCAAGAAGAGCUGUUGGGAGAUAUAGACACUACACCCUGUAAUACGCCCAAGACCAGGGGACUGAGAAGGAGGAGUACGGUUGUUGCGGCAAAGGGAGGGAGAGUGAAAGAGGAGAUCGCUGAUGAGGGAGAGGGGCAGGCGAGGUUAAGGCCUGUGGAGUUGACGAGGAGUUUGAGUUGUGCUGGUUGA